UUUCCGCGCGCUUCUUUAAUUUCUGGCCCUCCUUUCUCUCUUUGCCGCCGCAAGACCAUAACACAGAUUCAGCUCUAGACUCUAGUUCCACAGCAGUACAGCAUCCCACCUCUCUCAGUCUCUGAAUCUCCUUGCAAAUCUGAACUCCGGCUCAUUCACUCCGACUCCGUUCCAACGACGUUAAGGCUGAACAAAGCCGGACUUGGCUCCGAAUCUCUGUUGCUGUUGGAGCCCGGAUCCAACUUUGACUCUGUCCUUAUAAUUCGAAUUAUACGGAGUUUUGGGCUGUCGAAGGGAGCUUGGGCCCGAUGUUGGCAGACGGAUGCGUUUCACGGGGAUGGAUUUCUCUAGGGGGACGGUUGCUGGAAAGUUGGCUAAUUAGUUACGAAGAGGCAAAAUGGGGUCAAUUUGGGACGCGUUGCUGAAGGCCAUUUUGUACUCUGUGAAUCCUUGUGAUAGAAGAGAGCAGUUACGUUUCAAGCCCAGCCAUUCUGUGUGCAUUUCCAGGUCGAGGAGGGCAAAACUUGAACAUUAUUUUGUAAUGGAAGCAGAUGGAGCUGGGAGUGACGUGGAAAGAGAAGACGAAUCAGUGAUUGAGCUCUUGAGAGAUCGAUUUCGCCUCUUAACCAUCUCUAUCGCUGAGGCCCAAGCAAAGAGAAAUGACCUGGAAAUAUCUCUACCUAUUGCGGCUUGCAUUGCCGAUUUGGCCUUCAAAUACACAGAGCAGCUGGCAAAGGACCUUGAGCUAUUUGCACAACACGCGAGUCGUAAAUCUAUAAACAUGGAAGAUGUCAUACUUUCUGCGCAUAGAAAUGAACAUCUAGCCACCUCUUUGAGGUCUUUCGGCACUGAUCUGAAAUCUAAAGAAGCCCAAUCUGAGAGGAAGCGAAAGAAGCCGUCAAGAAAAGAGGACAAAGCAACUACCAGUGUAGUUCAUAUUCCUGAUAAUUGAAGCAUCCUUUGACCUGACGUACUACUGCCUAGAUCUCGCAAACGCUUUCCUUAUAUCAGCAAAGCUGCAAUCUUUCUCUGGGUUAUGGUGUCAAACAACUUCUGCAUCAUGUAAAUUACUUGCAGUUCCUGAUUAAAUGCAUAUGAUACCUUAGCUUGAAGUUUAAAGGCAAUUAGGUUAAAUACAAUAAUCAUUCUCUGUAGUGUUCUUUGCUAUCACACAUGUAGGGCUGUGUUCAAGUUGAGUUUGGGUGAGUUGAGGCUGUUCGAGUUCCUCUCAAAUAUCUCAAAAAUUGGCUCGAGUUCAGCUUGUAU
Molecule: messenger RNA, 1266 nt
Organism: Juglans regia (Persian walnut)
Lineage: Eukaryota; Viridiplantae; Streptophyta; Magnoliopsida; Fagales; Juglandaceae
Product: protein MHF1 homolog
Exons: 7
Coding region: 398-952 (184 amino acids)
Biological process (GO): resolution of meiotic recombination intermediates; replication fork processing
Cellular component (GO): Fanconi anaemia nuclear complex; FANCM-MHF complex
Molecular function (GO): chromatin binding; protein heterodimerization activity
Source: RefSeq, a predicted model, not a curated record